Sclerotinia sclerotiorum 1980 UF-70 is the source of this 909-nucleotide messenger RNA. RefSeq lists its product as hypothetical. Gene Ontology annotation, biological process: ergosterol biosynthetic process. NCBI's taxonomy places the organism in Eukaryota, Fungi, Ascomycota, Leotiomycetes, Helotiales, Sclerotiniaceae. Gene Ontology annotation, molecular function: C-4 methylsterol oxidase activity; iron ion binding. The transcript has 3 exons. The coding region runs from base 1 to 909 and encodes 302 amino acids. The record is from RefSeq and is a predicted model, not a curated record.
AUGGAUCUCCUAUCGAAUGGAACCAUCUCUGCGACUCCAGAAACCUUCAUGGGUAUCUACGAUGAGUUGAGUAAAUACAAUGUUCAUCUCAACAUAUUUGAACGUCUUUGGGCUAGUUGGUAUGCCUACAUGCAAAAUGAUGUCCUUGCAACUGGUAUCAUGAGUUUCGUUAUGCAUGAAGUGUUUUAUUUUGGGCGAAGUCUUCCUUGGAUUAUCAUCGAUCAAAUUCCUUAUUUCAACAAAUACAAGAUUCAAGGGAACAAAAUCCCUACUGCGGCCGAACAAUGGACAUGUACCAAACUUGUACUCCUCUCACAUUUUACCGUCGAACUUCCUCAAAUCUACCUCUUCCAUCCAAUGGCUAAAUAUUUCGGAAUGGGCACCGAUGUUCCCUUCCCAUCUCUCUUCACCAUCGCCUAUCAAGUAGCUAUCUUUUUCGUUCUCGAAGAUACCUGGCAUUACUGGAUGCACCGCGCUAUGCACUACGGCUGGCUUUACAAGAAAGUUCACAAAAUCCAUCAUCAAUAUUCUGCACCAUUCGGUCUUGCCGCUGAAUACGCAUCUCCAAUUGAAGUUAUGGUUCUUGGUCUCGGAACUGUCGGAUCUCCUAUCCUUUGGGUUAUGCUUACUGGAAACUUACAUAUCUUGACAAUGUAUAUUUGGAUUGUGUGUAGACUUUUCCAAGCCAUUGACGCUCAUAGUGGAUAUGAAUUCCCAUGGUCCUUGCACCAUUUCUUGCCUUUCUGGGCAGGCGCUGACCAUCAUGAUACUCAUCAUGAGAAAUUCAUUGGGAACUAUGCAAGUUCUUUCAGAUGGUGGGAUUAUUGUUUGGAUACCGAGAGUGGACCUGAAGCUGCCAAGAGGAGAAGAGAGAGAAAAAUUGAGAAGGAAGUCAAGAAGGCUCAGUAA